Drosophila kikkawai is the source of this 1066-nucleotide messenger RNA. RefSeq names its product protein takeout. NCBI's taxonomy places the organism in Eukaryota, Metazoa, Arthropoda, Insecta, Diptera, Drosophilidae. The record is from RefSeq and is a predicted model, not a curated record.
GCAUCAACUUGCAUAUAUGCUAGUCGAUUAACCUAAGGCUUAUUGUUGGAAAGCUUCGCUAGAGCAGGUUCCUGGUAGUGGUGGUGGCGUCUUAUUAAUUGUAUCGUGACUAGAGUGCUUGUGUCUUUGAAGUCAGUUGAAACCCAUCAGCGAAAUGAAGCAGUUGUAUGUGCUGACCUGGCUGUGCCUCUAUGCCUACAUACCCGAUGUAGGCUCCGGAGCAGACCUACCUGCUGACGUGGAUAAGUGCCGCUUUGGAGAUUCCGAAUGCAUUCUUAGCUCCAUUAAUGCGCUGAUCAAGCGCUACCCUCAGGGCAUUCCGCAGAUCGGACUCCCGCGCCUAGAUACGUACCGUUUUCCAGACACCAGUAUUCUGGACUCGCCGCAACGGGGACCCAUCUGGUUGAACUUCCGGAUGCGGGACAAUGUGCACCGGGGCUUUAACAACGCCACUGUUACCCACGUGGAGGGCUUCCUGCGGCAGCCCAAUCAGAAGCAGAUCGUUCUGAAGGCCCAUUUACCGCGACUCCUGCAUGAAGCCACCUACGAUCAGGUGGGCAGGUUUCUGCUGUUCGCAAUCAACACCACCGGCAGGUUGCAGUCUGAUUUCCAGAACUUCAGCCUCACCCUGACCAUUAAAGUGAUUGAGGAGUACCGGAAUAACAAGCGCUACCUGAAGGUCUACAGUCUGGUGCCAAAAAUCGAUUUAGAUCGCUGGAUUAUCUGGCUCGAAGACCUGUACAAGGAAAACAUGGACGUGACUAUAGCUGUGAACCAGAUAUUUAACGAGAAUUGGCUGGAGUUCUGGAAUGAGUUACAACCAGGCCUGAUUAAAUCGUUCACAACAGCCUUUACCACCUUGCUUAACAGGGUGUUCCAGAAUGUCGCCUAUGACGACAUGUUUCUGCCCGAUCUGGACAUACGAUCGGGCUUAUAGGGUACCCUAACUGCGGAUAUCUUAUGAAGGUUUUUGAUUAAAUAGAGAUUAGGACUAGUCGAGUGAAGCAACUAAAAUUAUUCAACUUAAAAUUAUUCAAAUGGAAUGGUCUAAACCCAGCAAAAAGAA